AGAGAGAGAGAGAGAAAGAGAGAUGAAAUCAAACAAAGCAACCUUCUUCUUGGGCUUGUUGCUUGUAUAUGCUUUUUGUAUAAUGUUGAUAGAGAGUAGGUGUUACACAAACGACGAUUGCAAAGACGGGCAACCAUGUCCAGUGCCUCUUGCUUGUCUAUUUGGCAGCUGCAUUUGUCCAUGGAAAAGUCAAUCAAAAUUACCAAUUUGUCAAAUCAUAUGUGCGAAUUUGGAUUAAAAAAACUGUAAAUUCUUAUGAUCCUUGUGGUUGCAACUAUAAGUAAAAUAAAAAUAUAAUAAAAU
This is a messenger RNA of Arabidopsis thaliana (thale cress), 303 nucleotides long. Its product is annotated as Defensin-like (DEFL) family protein. The record is from RefSeq and is marked reviewed. Bases 23 to 238 code for a protein of 71 amino acids. NCBI's taxonomy places the organism in Eukaryota, Viridiplantae, Streptophyta, Magnoliopsida, Brassicales, Brassicaceae. Gene Ontology annotation, cellular component: extracellular region. The transcript has 2 exons.